UCAUAAGCAAGCGUUUGAGAGUGUGCAGUGCACUCUAUAUAAAUCCCACCGCAUUUCACACUUCGCCUCUUCUUCCUCGUUCUUCUUCUGCAAAAUCCAAUCUCACUGUCUGAAAUCCCCAAUCUCAUCGCAAAGUUCGUUUUUUUACGGUCCUCAACAUUGUGUUUGUUAUUGCUGCAUGGCUAAUGCACUGAAAGAGAAAUUGGAGUAACAGAAAUACCAAGAUGGAGCAAGAAAACCAUAACAACAAUCCCGAUGGUUCUGGAGAUGUGCCUUUGAAGCGCAAACGUGGUCGGCCAAGGAAAUACCCAAGGGCCGAUUUGGAGGAGGGUCCCCAUAUCCUACCUGGUCAAAGCAGUGUGCAGAAUCCUGUUCGUGAUGAACAUACCCCUGUACCUCCUGGAUUUGUAGGGGUUAAUGGAAACCAACACCUUCAAAGGGGCCAAGAAAAUGAUUCAAGAGAUGCCUUGGUAAGCCAGGUAGUUUCUGGUGUAAUUGAGGCAGUGUUUGAUGCUGGAUAUUUGCUCAGUGUAAGAGUCGGUGAUUCUGAUACUACGUUGAGAGGGGUAGUCUUCAAGCCUGGACGUUAUGUUCCUAUCUCACCUGAAAAUGAUGUGGCUCCAGGUGUUCCAAUGGUCCAAAGAAAUGAGGUUCCUUUCCCUUCAAGAACCACUCAAGUUCCUACUCCUCUUCCGAAGGAAAAGAAUGAACAGCCUGUGCAUGCUUUUAGAAUUGAAGGUCUCCCAAUGAAUGGUUCACCGACAGUCCCUCCAGGGCCCAGGGCAACAGUUAAUUCUAGUAAUUUGGUUCCCUGUUCUGGAAAGAGCGUGCCUUCUAUGACAGGCCAAACCAGUCAUCCACUGCCCAGAGGGAACAUGGUGCCUGUUUUGCUCCAACCUAAUAACUUUUCAAAUGGGCUACAAGUUUCUAAUCAAACAUCACAAGUGGCCCCAGUUUCUCAAAGGGGUGGAGCAAUUGUCAGCAUAGAAGUUCCGGUAGAUGGAAAUCAAGAACUCACCUCUCAAGCUCAAACAACCCAGAAUACAUUGCCAAGUGGCAUUCAACAUGGAGAUGUUCCACACCAUCAAUCUUCAUCUAACGUGCCACAUCAUGAUGUUGACCAAACCAUGAGAAUUCCUGACAUGCCUUUUGAGCAACUGUUUACUGAAGUUGUUAAAAGGAUUGAAACACCUUCAGAUUCUAUGAAUACGGAGGCUGAAAAAUGCAAGUUAGGUGACAAAGUUAAUGACGGGGAUCAACCCGUCUUGAAUAAGCCUCUGCAAGAUGUGGAGUCUCAUCUUCAGGAAAACUCUGCUCCUAAACCUUCAGAUUGUACUGAAACUGGCAAAAUGUCUGAACUUUUGCAGAACAAUGCAGAGAAUCAGGCAUCAGAAGCAGCAGAGCUAGGAUCUGGAAACAAGUUGGAUGAUGUACGUAAAAUUGGAACUGAAAUUGGAGGUGGUGAAACUGUUCCAUCAACAAAUCUUUCUGAGCAUUGAAUGGUUAAUUUAUAAUUACUUUAUCAUUAGUGGCUACUGUGCCAGCCUGUUUGUCUAUCACAAAAUAGUUAAAUUUCCUGGCAAAGUGAAAUAUUUAGAUUUUCGAGUUCCUCACAUGAAGGAUCUUAAAUAAUUUUGAACUUGCAAGCGUUGUUGGGUUUGUGGAAGUCGGAUGUUAGUUACUUUUUUCACAAGGCAACUGUUGUAGAAAACAUAUUUUGUUGUUUCAAUUUCAAGACUUUUAAUCAA
This is a messenger RNA of Lotus japonicus, 1748 nucleotides long. Its product is annotated as protein METABOLIC NETWORK MODULATOR 1-like. The coding region runs from base 225 to 1499 and encodes 424 amino acids. Lineage: Eukaryota; Viridiplantae; Streptophyta; Magnoliopsida; Fabales; Fabaceae. The transcript is spliced from 4 exons. The record is from RefSeq and is a predicted model, not a curated record.